This is a messenger RNA of Pistacia vera, 704 nucleotides long. Its product is annotated as major strawberry allergen Fra a 1-E-like. Bases 78 to 533 code for a protein of 151 amino acids. Gene Ontology annotation, biological process: defense response; abscisic acid-activated signaling pathway. The record is from RefSeq and is a predicted model, not a curated record. Gene Ontology annotation, cellular component: cytoplasm; nucleus. The transcript has 2 exons. Gene Ontology annotation, molecular function: abscisic acid binding; signaling receptor activity; protein phosphatase inhibitor activity. Lineage: Eukaryota; Viridiplantae; Streptophyta; Magnoliopsida; Sapindales; Anacardiaceae.
CCCUACCAUAUCCUCUCCUCCGUCCUUAUUUAAAGUCUCACCAUCAUCAAAAAACACAAAGAUAUAGAUUGAGAGAGAUGAAGAACAUGAAAGGAGAAGUGGUGCUGAAUCUCCCAGCUGAAACAGCAUGGGAGAUGUUUAGAAACAAUCAAAUCAUAAGCAAAAUCAACCCUGAAAUGCUUGCUCAUGCUGAAUAUAUACAAGGAGAUGGCAGCCCCGGAAGCCUUAGGCUUUUCAAGCUUGGCCCUGCUGUGCAGAGCUAUGUGAAAGAAUCAACCCAGAAAAUAGAGAAGGUGGAGAGUGGAAAAUCAGUGACAUAUCUUGUAGUAGAAGGGGACUUAAAGAGUAUGUAUGAUCCUUACAGAGUGACUUUCUCGUUCAUUCCAAUGACAGGGAAGGAAAAGGAGAUGUGUAAAGCUGAAUGGGAAGUUGAAUUUGAGCCACUGACACCAGCAACACCUCCACCAGACAAGGCUAGGGACGCUGCCCUUGGAUUUCUCAAGUCCUUCGACAAGUUUCAGCUAAGCUACUAAUUAACCUCUGCAUCAAUGGUGUGUAAAAUAUUAAAUUAAGCAGUGAGUGUGUGCAUGUUUGUAUCAACGUGUCGCCAUAAAGCCGUACUCUCUCUCUCUCCAUCAAUAUCAUAUGCAUGUACGUGUAUCCUACUAUUGUAUUGAUAUAAGCUACGGUAUGUGUGCUCAUUA